Messenger RNA from Electrophorus electricus (electric eel), 5731 nucleotides. It is a transcript of the gene abi3bpa, whose product is annotated as ABI family, member 3 (NESH) binding protein a. Gene Ontology annotation, molecular function: protein binding. Lineage: Eukaryota; Metazoa; Chordata; Actinopteri; Gymnotiformes; Gymnotidae. Gene Ontology annotation, biological process: positive regulation of cell-substrate adhesion; extracellular matrix organization. The record is from RefSeq and is a predicted model, not a curated record.
CAAGACACACUUACACAUGCUAGCUCCUUGACGCACACACGCCCACAUUUACACACACAUGCAUUACCCUGUGCACUGUGAAGCAGAGACAAUAUCAGAAUUCAGUUCAAUAACAGGGCAAAGAGAAGCUGAGACAAGCCUCAGAGCUGAACACAAGAGAGAAGAAGAGGAUUGUCGUGGACAGCAGUGAGCUUCAGUAACCCGCCAAGCUGUAUGUAUGCUGAGUGAAGGGGGCAACAUGAGAACCUUAUUCUUCCUCAUCAUCAGUGAGGUCCUGCUCCUCGACCUCAUCUGCACAUCCAGAGUCCGAGUGCGCAGGCAGACUAUGAAGGUGCGUAUCACUGCUACGGGAGACACCAUCAUCCUGAAAUUCCUGCGACCGGAAGCAGACACAAAACUGGAGGGAUAUAUCCUGGGCUAUGGCAGUGGCAUGUUCUCCAAACAGUUUAUCAAGCUACCUGAGGAGAACGAGCACUACGAAACUGAGAUCGAUGCUGAGCCAAAAUAUCUGAUUGUAGUGCAGCCAGUCAAAGCAAACAAAGUGAAAAAAAAGUGCACGGGGAAGGUGUCUCUGGAGAAACCUCUGCAUCUGAUGAUUGGCACUGUGACCCCUACCUCAGUUCACCUGUCCUGGGGCACACUACUGAAAACCCCGUACACAGAUGCUCACCUAGAAGACUGCGAGGAGGAUGGUGAGUUCACCGUGCGCUACAAGGAGAAGGAAACCAGCCACAAAUGGAACUAUGAAACAUGUCCCACCACUGAUACAGUCAUCGAUAAUCUCAAACCGGACACACCUUAUGAGUUUGAGGUGCGAGCAGAGACCAAGGCCGACACUGGGGCUUGGAGCCCUCCAGUAACACACAACACAGCCGAUAUUCAUGAACCUUUGAAGCCAAGGAGUCAGCUGAGCCCUCAGAAACCUACCGUGGACGAUCCCCGCGCCUUCCCACCUGUGACCAUCCGUCACAACAUCACUCUGAGCAGACAUCCUCCCCUCGUCAGGCACACCGCAGAUCCUCCUACACCAAGAGGAAAUCAAGGAACAGGAACUGAUGGCAUAGCAUCUUCCUCCCCUACUGAGGACCCAUUGUUUUUGACCCAGACUCUAACAUUCAUUCAGACACUCAUGAGUCAGCCCACUUCAAAGACAACCAGCUCUUUUGACCCACAAAUCUCAUCCAUUUCCAGUACAACUGUAAAACAGCACAACACAAUUCAGUUCCAACUGAACACCAUUGAAACCCAGUCAAGUACCCAUAAUACCCAACCAAUAACAACUAAAACUCAGUUGAUUACAACUGAAACCCAACCCAUAACAACUAACACCCAACCCAGUACCACUGAAACCCAUACCAGCACAGUAAAAGCUCAGCUUCAUACAACGCAUCCAAGAACAAGCCAAUUCCAUAUUACAGGUCAACCCCAUUCAAACACAAUCCAACCCCAAUCUAGAAUUACCCAAUCCCAAACAAACACUACCAUACCUGAUCUCAGUACUAUUCAACCAAAAACUAGCACAGAACAAUUCCAUUGCAGAACAACCAAAUCUAACUCCAGAACAACCCAGAAAGAGCCCAUCACAAGCCAGGCCAAACCGAUUAUAACCCAGCCCAAACACAUCACAACACAGCCCUGGCACAUCACAAUCCUGAAAGAGCCCAUCAUAACCCAGAAACAGCCCAUCAUAGCCCAGCCUGAAUCCAUCACAACCAAAUCUCUGCCCAGUAUAAUACAACAAAACCCCAGCACACCUCAGCUCAAAGCAACCAAUGUCAAGUCCAUUAUAACCCAAACCAAGCCCAGAAUACUCCAAAAGAUAAGUACAACUCAGUCCCAGACAACUGAACAAUUAUUUAGCACAGCAUUGCCAACUAACAUAGUUCAACAACAAAUUCCAACCCAACCAAGCCCCGUUUAUGAACAAGUCAGCCUCACACAACCCCAACCAGGCACAACUAAAAAACAACCCAACAAAAUGCAUCAACCUAGCUCAUCUAGAACAACUAAACAUCAAACAUAUACAGUUAUGCCAAAAUCUAUAAAUGAACACAACACAUACUACCAAUUAAGUACAACAACACAGCAUAAACAGGUGUCAAGCACUAAUGCUUCUCCAACAGCUUCAACUAAGGACAACUUCACAAGCAUACCCAAAGCAGACAUACAAGAAAGCAUAGCAUCACAACAUCCACUUUCCCAACAUACAUUUUAUGCUAAAGAAACACCAAGCCCUAUAACAACCAGUGACUGGUACACACCCAGUAUCCAUGAAAUAGUAACAAAGACAAGGGAACAGCCCCUGGGCUCCACUAAAUUUCAAAAGGAAUCGGUAUUGGCCCAAGACGAUCACCUUUCUAGCUCUACAAUACAAACUCCCCACACAAUGCACUGGCAAUAUGGCAUAAGUGACAGCACACCUGAGAAUGAGCCACAAAUUAUAAAUGUUCAGCACAGUGGCACCAAACAUGUCCCAGAAGAAUCCCCAGCAACAAUUCAAACAAACUUCCUCAAAAAAACUCCAGCAAAAUUUAAUGUCAGUCAUUGGCCAGAAACGCAGGCUGUGAACAAGAAGCUCUCAGGCAGCCAAGAAGCUCCAAGCCAAUCACAGGAUGGAGAGCCUCUUCCAAAGCCUGCUAUUGUCAGUGAGGUGGUGGAUAGAGACCAGGGUAAUGAUAUCAAUGGUCAAGUUAUCUCACGCAACUCUCCAUCUCCUCAUCUUCUGGCACGGCCACUGGGCCCUAAAGUGGUGCAGAAUGGAACUCGUCUUGCAAAAUGGGUCUCACACAAUUCUUCUUCUCCUGAACUUGUAACGCACCCUCUGGACCCUACAGUAGUGCACACUCUAAGCUCUGCAUUGGUGGUGAAUGGGACUCACCCUGCCAAAUGGAAUGCUAGCAACUCUAUAUCUCCUGUACUUGUGGCAGACCCGCUGGGUCCUAAAGUGGCGCGGAAUGGGACUCGCCCUGUGAAAGGGAACACAAGUAACUCUUCAACUCCUGUACUUGUGGCAGACCCACUGGGUCCUAAAGUGGCGCGGAAUGGGACUCGCCCUGUGAAAGGGAACACACGUAACUCUUCAACUCCUGUACUUGUGGCAGACCCGCUGGGCCCUAAAGUGGCGUGGAAUGGGACUCGCCCUGUGAAAGGCAACACACGUAACUCUUCAACUCCUGUACUUGUGGCAGACCCGCUGGGCCCUAAAGUGGCGUGGAAUGGGACUCGCCCUGUGAAAGGCAACACACGUAACUCUUCAACUUCUAUACUUGUGGCAGACCUGCUAGGCCCUAAAGUGGCGCGGAAUGGGACUCGCCCUGUGAAAGGGAACACACGUAACUCUUCAACUCCUGUACUUGUGGCAGACCCGCUGGGCCCUAAAGUGGCGCGGAAUGGGACUCGCCCUGUGAAAGGCAACACACGUAACUCUUCAACUCCUGUACUUGUGGCAGACCCGCUGGGCCCUAAAGUGGUGCAGAAUGGGACUCCGUCUGGGCGUGGCCCUCCAGGUUCCACUAGAAAUACAAAAACCAAAGUACCCAGUGGUGUGAAGCAUCAAAAGCGGUCACAACUCAAACCUACCAACAGGCCUAGGAAACAAUUUGAAUCAUUUGCAAAUCUGCGUGCACCAGUCUCAAACAAGAAGACGCCAAAUCAGGCGGAGCAGCCGACAGAGAAGGAUAAAAUAACAGAUCUGAAACAAAUGGAGAAGCUGCCAGUUCUGAAGCCCCAACCUGCUCCUUCCACAGAAAAAAUAGUCUAUCGAAAGCCAACACCAACAAGCACACCUCUUUCUCGCUUUAAUGGCAGUUGGUUUGGCACUGGGCCAAACUCCACUAUAUUCAGAGCUGUCCCUGUCUCUGAUGUGGAUGCCAUGGGAAAACAACGGUUUACAGCCCCCCAUGUCAUAUAUAACACAGGCAAGCGUCCGGAGGAGCCCUGCUCUGUCACUCGCUCUCUCGGUUUAUUCCCUGACGAGGAGAACGAAGAGGUAAAUGUCACUGGGCCGCCCAAGACGCCUCCUUCCAACGUCACCGUGGUUACCGUGGAGGGAUGUCCCUCCUUCGUUAUAAUUGAUUGGCAGAAGACAGAUAAUGAAACUACAGCAUAUGAGAUCUUAACCAAGGGUCCAAAUGGCAAUAAUAUAGCUGUUGUAACCAAUCAGACACACACAGCUGUGGAGAACCUGAAACCACAGAGCAAUUACGAGUUCACAGUGACACCAAAGAAUGAGCUCGGUGUAGGCCCUCCCACUGAGCCAGUCAGCUUCAGUACUGAGUCAGCGGACCCUCGUAUUAGUGAUGUCCCCACGGGUAAAACUGCCAUCUGGUCAUCAUUCCCAUUCAAAGCAGACUCCUACUCCGAAUGCAAUGGUAGGCAGUUUGUGAAACGGACCUGGUAUCGCAAGUUUGUGGGAAUCCAGCUGUGUAACUCCCUCAGGUACAAGAUCUACCUGAGCGAUUCACUCAAAGGGAGGUUUUAUACUAUAGGGGAUCAAACCGGCUAUGGGGAAGAUCACUGUCAGUUUGUUGAUUCGUACUUGGAUGGCCGUACUGGAGGUCCGCUGCAACCAAACCAGUUACCAGCCAGAGAAGGCUAUUUCCGGUCCAUGCGGCAGGAGCCAGUGAAGUUUGGAAAGAUCGGUGGGACCUCCUACAUCAACUAUGUGGCCUGGUAUGAGUGUGGAGUCCCAAUUCCUGGGUCAUGGUAGGAUCUCUGCAGGUGUCUGAAGAUAAGAAUGUAUUGUAUCUGAUAAGAAUGUAUUGUUGAGAACACAGAACAAAAAGCAAAGCACAGCACUAAAUAAUUGAAUGUAUCCACAUUAUCUAAUAGGACAUUCAAGGCUUUAUGUUAUUUAUACAUAAAUUAAUUGGGUGCUUAGAGAGAAUAAAGAAAUUGAAAUGUUUAUGAAACGCGGGGUAGCAGGCUCCCUGAAUGGCUGAAAAAUGUAUAUUAUUUAUCAAGAGGCUGGGCAUAAUGCUGUGGUUUCAAAACCACUGAAAUUAGAGGUGUCUUAAGGAAUACCCAUAAACCACCUCCUAACUGUGCAGCUAUAUAUUAAUGCAUAUAAUGCAUAUAUUGCAUUAUCUCUCAUUUACAGGUAUUGCAUCUUAGCUUCAGGCUCCAUUUUGCACAGUACGAAAUAUAUGUUUGUCUUGAAAGAAUCAAUUUUUUUUUCUCCUUUUGAGUCAUGCAGAUUUUGAAAUUAACAUUGUCCAUUGAAGUUACAGACUUGAGCAAACAGCUUUAUUACAAUGUCCUCUAGGAAGGAACGCAGCAGUUGAGUGAAAGCAAAUGAGUGUAUUCUACAAAACAUUUGCAGUCAGGGCUUUUACAAGCUUAUUUUACAUUUUUAUAUAAGUAUUUUUGACGACAAAAAAAGGUUUCAAAUAAAAAUGUAAAAAUGUCAGUUUUCCUUAUUUCUGUGGUUUGUUUGUGAAAAUGCAAGAGGAAAUAAAUGUUCUUUUGACACUAAGGAAAUCUGAGGUCAAAUAUUUAGAUUCACUUACAGAGUUUUUAAAAUAAAGUUGCCACUUUUUAAAUAACACAAACCAAAAAAAUGAUACCGGAAAUGUCAGAAGUAAAAGUUUUUUUACUCUCCAUCACACCCACAAACAAUAUGUUAGAUUUUUAGUUUCAAAGUCUUUAUUCACCUCCAGAAAACAAAUGUUACAGUUUUUACAGAAUGGCUUGCGACACAGCAUGUCCAGUCAUGGAUUAGUAAAAAAAAAAA